AUGGCGUCUUCGGCCGUGUCUGCGGCCGACGCCGUGCCGAUGGUGUUCGUAGCCGAAGCCGACGGCCGCCGCACGCGGCGAAUAUUAUUUGUGAGUGCGGCGGGUGCUUCGCUUGCUGGCUGCCCUCCAACAUCGCAAAGUCACUGCGAUGAGGAAGGCAGCGUCUCUACUGGCGGCGUCGAUGAGAUUUCCCAAGGUUCGCGGCGGUGCGCGUCCUUGCCUCCUCUCCUCCUCCACCACCUCCGCCUUCUCUCCGAACCCUCCUCCUCCACAGACUGCGGCCACCGCCACCGAGGCCUCUUCCUUCCCAUUCCUUUUCUCCAUGGCUUCUCCAGGCUUCUCUAUCACCUCGCCCAGGCUCCUUCUACAGCCUCCUCCCCUCUCGCGCCCCACUUCGUUGCACUCUUUUCCAGCGCCACGCUCUCCCCUAGUCCUUCAGGCCCAAGAAGAGGAAAAGAAUCAGUUGAAACAGAGGGGGAAGAAUGGAUUGUUGAGUGGGAAGAAGAGGAAGAAGCUGAGCCAAUGAUUGGAGAUGGAGGGGACGGCGGUGGAAUCGUGCUGGGAGACGUUGGGUGUGAGCGGGCUCUGUCGGUUGCUCAUGAGGUUCUCCAGCUCCAUUUCGAUGAUGAUAUGGUCAUCUUUGCGUUUAAGGUGUCUCCUAGAGGGUACAUUUAUGUGCGUCUGGAUAAGCUUACAAACAAAUAUGGGUGCCCAGCUAUGGAGGAAAUUGAAAAUUUUAGCAGUCUUUAUAAGAAGCGACUGGAUGAGAUUGUGGAGUGUGGGGAGAUACCUUUAGAUCUGGCUCUCGAGGUAUCAUCUCCAGGCGCGGAGAGACUGCUAAAGGUACCUGAGGAUUUGGACCGGUUUAAAGAGAUGCCCAUGAGUGUGCAAUACUUGGAAGAGAAUCUUGAUUCCAAACACUACCAGCAAAUAGAGAGUUUCAUGUUAGCGUCGAUUGAGAGCGAUACCGCGCACUGCGUGUGGAAACUCGCAGAUGUUAAAGAGAACAGGGCUGAGGCAGGUAAAGGAAGGCCAUUGAGCAGGAAGCAGAAAGAAUGGAGAUUACGGCUACCUUUUGAAGCAAUAAAGAGGGUGAAAUUUUACUUGAAUUGAUCGCCGAGUAUUUUGGUAAUUGGUCUGUGAUCAGAUUUGACGCAUGCCUAUAAUGUCAGGUCUAGUGAUGCUGAUAGCCUUUCCAUUACAAAUUUUUACAGAAGAAAAUCAAACUCACUUACAAGACCUGAUGGUGAUUUUCAUCACGGCAACAAUCAUAGCAAGGAAGGAGGAGAGAAAUCCGGACUCAUCUGUGCCACUGUGCUGCAUUAAUGCUCGUCAAUGUACUCAGUAGCCUUCCAACUGCUCAUAGUUUUUGUAUGAAUUGGUGUCCUUGGUUUAAGGUACAUGAUUCUUAGUAGAGCAAGGAAGAAGAAUGUAGAGAGACAACUUAGGAAGUUGGAAUUACUCAUGUAAACACCAUAAAACUCGCAAUAUAAGUGAAACGCCUAUGGUGAGCAACCAUAUUCUAGUGUUAAA
Phoenix dactylifera (date palm) is the source of this 1533-nucleotide messenger RNA. Lineage: Eukaryota; Viridiplantae; Streptophyta; Magnoliopsida; Arecales; Arecaceae. The record is from RefSeq and is a predicted model, not a curated record.